AGUAGGAAGCGAAGUGGUCGUAGAGAAGGAUAUCGCAGGCGCCGUGAGUACCGCAUUAAUUAAUACACGCGUCGGGUUUCAGCUCAUCAGAAACUGGGCAACAUCGACGACUGAAAUUUGUCGCUCGCUCCAGGAGGAUGUUGCUGUGGGUGCUGGCUGUGCUGCUUGUGCUCUUCAGCUGUGUGGAUGUGUGGUACUUCCUGCGAAUCGUUGCCACGGUGCUCAGGGCGUGGUUCCAGCCGCCGGUUUGGGACGUCCUGGAAGAGCAGUGCGUGGAGGGGCGGGUGCUGCCCCACGACAUGGACCACAUGGGCCACAUGAACAACGCCCGGUACCUGCGGGAGUGCGACUUCGCCCGCUUCGCCCUCUUCACCCGGAACCGGAUGUUCAAGGCCAUGUGGGCCCUCCGGUGCAGCAUGGUGCUGGGGGCGUCGACCAUCCGCUACCGGCGCUCCCUGGCGUCGGCCGAGGCCUUCCAGCUGCGCAGCCGCCUCCUGUCCUGGGACGACAAGGCCUUCUUCCUGGAGCAGCGCUUCGUCUCGCGCGCCGACGGCUUCGUCUCCGCCGUCAUGCUCUGCAGACUGAACAUCCUGCGCGGCAGCCCGCACAAGAUGGUGGAGUUCCUGUGCAAGAGGACGGUGGAGUGUCCUGAGUACCCAGAGGAUCUCCAGCACUGGAUCAGCUUCAUCAAUGCCAGCAGUCAGGCCCUGAGAGCUGAGAGCAACCUGGAGGAGAAGAACAAGUGAACGCACACGCACACACGCACACACUACAGACACGCACACGUACACACACACACACGUACACACGCACACACGUACACACACACACACACACACACACACCUACCUACCUACCUUCCGUUCAUGUACAUCUCGACAGCUUCGACACCACCAUUCCCACAGAGACUGCCAAGCUCGCAUGUACUUUCGGACAGAUGACAUCACUGUGACGUCACUGAUCACACAAUGUUUCGUUUCUGGGGCUGGAAGUGGAUUGGCUAAAGAAGGAACAACUGAAGCAGCAUCGGAGUGCUGCGCGAACCUCCCGCCCCUGAGUGGGAAUUGUAUCUGGGCCUAUUGACAUAACCCUAUUCCGACAUCACACUUAUACUGCAUUUACACUGUGUCGCCACCGGAGGGAGCUCUGACCACUGACACUGCCUCCUCACGAACACACAUUCAUUCCUGGUUUUUUUCCCAUUUUAUUUCUUUUCAUUUUUAAUUUUAUUUUCUCUUCAGGAAAAAUCUGUUGAACCCGCAACAUCCAGGAAAUAGGUCUCGUUCCUGGACCUGUAUUCCAAAGAUUGUGUUGACACUAAAGUUUCUGCAACAUGUUAAUAUAAUUUAAAUGGGUAUUUAUUGAAAAGGGAUAUGAUAUAUAAAUGCACUAAAUGAAUAAAAAUUAAUUGCAUUUUUGUAUUUCAGUACUGUAAAUAUAUCCAGUAUUUAUUGCUGAGAAAUAAUGUAUGCUAAUCUAUAAAUAUGAUAUUUUAUUUGCUUGUCUCAAUCACCAGAUAUUUGUAUUUAUUCACAGGGUUAUUUACUGUAAUAGGAAUGUAUUGCCUUUGGACUUGCAGUAGUUUUGCAAAUGCAAUGAUAAUAAAUUAAAUGACGUUAAA
Molecule: messenger RNA, 1621 nt
Organism: Conger conger (European conger)
Lineage: Eukaryota; Metazoa; Chordata; Actinopteri; Anguilliformes; Congridae
Product: protein THEM6-like
Exons: 4
Coding region: 138-746 (202 amino acids)
Source: RefSeq, a predicted model, not a curated record